AUGAGGUUGAUGCUGCUGUGCUGCACUUGGAGGGACGAGCCCAUGGGAGAGGACGAAGGAAGUGACCUGCCAAUAUGUGCCAGCUGCAGCCACAGCAUCUACGACGGUCAGUACUUGCAAGCCCUGAACGCCGACUGGCAUGCCACCUGUUUCAGGUGCUGCGAAUGUGGGGCUUUGCUUUCCCAUCAGUACUACGAGAAGGAUGGUCGUCUCUACUGCAAGAAGGAUUACUGGGCCCACUUUGGGGAACUGUGCCACGGCUGUUCGGAGCAGAUCACCAAAGGGCUGGUCAUGGUGGCCGGGGAGCAAAAAUACCACCCUGAGUGCUUCAGCUGCCUGAACUGCCAGGUGUUCAUCGGUGAUGGAGAUACCUACGCGCUGGUGGAACGAUCCAAGCUUUACUGUGGGCACUGUUAUUACCAGAUGGUGGUGACACCUGUGAUGGAUCAGCUGCUUCCAGAAUCUCCUGGCACCCGGAUUCCACACACUGUCACCCUGGUGUCUAUCCCAGCAUGUUCCGAAGGCAAGCGGGGUUUCUCCGUCUCCAUUGACAAGCAUGGAGGUUCUGAGCACCCACAUACUGUGCGCGUUCGCGAAUUAAACCCAGACUGCAUAAGCCCUGAUAUGAAGAACUCCAUCCAUGUUGGUGACCGCAUCCUGGAAAUCAAUGGCACACCAAUCCGUCAUGUCCCUCUAGAUGAGAUCGAUCUUCUGAUCCAAGAGACCAGCCGCCUGCUGCAGCUCACCAUCGAACAUGACCCUCAUGAGAUGAUUGAAAGCAGCCCCCUCUCAGAGCUGCGCAGUCCCCUCCAUUCACCCAACCAUACACCAUGCCCAGACCCUUCAGCCAUUCGCCAACGCUCUGUCAUGAGGAGCUGCAGCAUUGAUAAGUCGCCUUGUUCCAGUUCUCUGGGCUCCCCCUCCUCCCAGAGGAAAGACAUUGGUCGCUCGGAAUCGCUGCGUGUUGUCUCCCGUCCUCAUCGUAUCUUCCGCCCCUCAGAUCUCAUUCAUGGCGAGGUGUUGGGCAAGGGCUGUUUUGGGCAGGCCAUUAAGGUGACACACCGGGAGACUGGAGAAGUGAUGGUCAUGAAGGAACUUAUCCGUUUUGAUGAGGAGACCCAAAGAACAUUUCUUAAAGAGGUGAAGGUAAUGCGCUGCCUGGAACAUCCCAACGUGCUGAGGUUCAUUGGAGUCCUCUACAAAGACAAGAGACUGAACUUCAUCACAGAGUACAUCAAGGGAGGCACACUUCGUGGGAUCAUUAAGAGCAUGGACAGUCAGUAUCCCUGGAGCCAGCGGGUCAGUUUUGCAAAAGACAUUGCUUCAGGGAUGGCUUAUCUCCAUUCCAUGAACAUCAUUCACAGGGACCUCAAUACACACAACUGCCUUGUGCGAGAAAACAAAAGUGUGGUGGUGGCUGAUUUUGGCCUUGCUCGGCUGAUGGUGGAUGAGAAGAACCAGCUGGCAAACCUGAAGAAGCCUGACCGCAGGAAACGGUACACGGUGGUUGGCAAUCCUUACUGGAUGGCUCCCGAGAUGAUCAAUGGGAGAAGUUAUGAUGAGAAAGUGGAUGUCUUCUCCUUUGGCAUCAUCCUUUGUGAGAUCAUCGGAAGAGUCAGUGCUGACCCCGACUACCUGCCUCGAACCUUUGAUUUUGGCCUCAACGUGCGGGGCUUCCUGGACCGCUACUGCCCUCCCAGUUGUCCUCCCAGCUUCUUCCCCAUUGCUGUUUGUUGUUGCGAUUUGGAUCCUGAGAAACGGCCUUCCUUCAGCCGGUUAGAGCAGUGGCUGGAAGCUCUCCGCAUGCACCUGGCUAUGCAACUUCCCCUGAGUUCACAGCUGGAGCAGCUGGACCGGGCCUUCUGGGAGACGCACCGGCGAGCUGAGAGUGGACUGUGUGCACAUGCUGAAGUGUCUGAAUGAGUACAGCAGGGGCAGGCAAGCAGCCCCAAGCCAAGCCUGCAUGUCUCCGUAUGAGCUGGGCUGAAGAAAAGCUUCUCCUGCUGAGCCCUGCCACCAGCUGCACGCAGCUCGCCAGCUAGAGCUGGUUGUCGAACCACUGGGAGCUGGUUCUCCCUGCUUCCUUCCUUGGGGGAUGAGUUCUGUGCCUGGCUUGCGCAGAAAUCGUCUGGGCAGCUGGGCUCCUGUAAAUACUCCUUGUGAAUAGGUCCUUCUCCUCAUGUGCAUCCUGCAAAGUGGAGGAGAAGUGAGGGGUCCUUGACUUUCUCCUUGUAUGCUUUGUGGUUGCGAAAAGCUUUGCACGCCCCACUGAGCACGAAAGCUUCCGCCAUCAGCUGGCAUUAAGGUGGGGGCUCCUUCCCUGUCCCCCAAAUACACCUCUACAGAUCCUCUUUAAACCUUUGUCCUAUAAAGUGGUGCCUUGGGUUGAUGUGAACUUGCACACUUGGACUCUCGAGCCCCACUUCGUUGUUCUGUGAAUAGGCCACGGGAGUCUAUGCAUGUGCUUCACCUUCGUGCUCCUGGGAAGUUGCAAGACUGAGAGAUCUGUGCAGAAGUUUGGUCUGUGGGCUCCCUGGAGCCAGUGUCUGACUACAUUCACACAACAUCUUUAGCCCAGUCAGCUAAAGAUUUAGUGGCUGUAUUUGCACAACAUACUGAGCUUACUGUUACUGUUAACCUUGGUUAGUAUUUUAUGUUUUAUAUAGCUUAGCAUGUUAUGCAAACCCAGCCUAUUUGGCUAAUUUGAGAUUGAUAUAUUGUGAAAAUCCCCCCCCCCCACAAAAUGGCACAAUUCAGUAACCAGGUGAAAUGUGUUACAUGAAUGCAGCUCUGUCAGUGCCCACUUGUGUGCGCUGUGUGCAUGUUUCACUGUGUGCACACCUUAGCUUCUCCCUUCCUUCCUUCUGUUGCAAACAUGUUUGGCAAAAGUACAUAAACUCCAAGGCUGCUUUUUCUGGUGAAAAACUAUUUCCUAAGCAGGCAGUUUGCCCCAGAGAGAAACUAUAAGGUGGAGCUGAAACCUUCUCCUCUUACCCCUUCUCUGCUCCAAAUUACCAUUCCUUUUGAACUGCUUGCCCACUGCUGGAGAGGCAAAGGUGUGUCAACGUUUUGUUGCAAGAUUUAGUGUGUGUGUGUUUGUGGGUGUGCACAUGCGUACUCCCAUGUGCUGUUAGGCCCUCGAAAAGGCAGUCUGGAUUUCUAGAAGGAGAGAGGAGGAAACAACUCAGUCACCCUUUUAAAGGGAGAUCUUCUUGCAUAGUUUGAAAAUCUAGCCAACUCUCUCCAGGUUCAGGGUAGAACUACAGGAUGUGCACUAACCCCAGCCUUCCUCAGCCUGGCGUCCUGCAGAUUUGUUUUCAACUCCCAGAACUCUUCAAGCAACGUGGCCUUCAGAACCGUACAACUUCCAGAAUUCUUAGCCAGGGGUCUGGAGGCCAGGCUGCUUGGGGAAUUCUGGAGUUGCAGUCUCAACCCAUCUGGAGAGUAUUAGAUUGGAGAAGGCUGAGCUAAUCUAUGCACCAGGAUCAGCAACAAAAAUAAGCAUUAUUGGAGCCUUACCUGGGAAUGGGCAGCAGGUACUUUCCAUCUGUGUGAUCAGCAUGGUAGAAAGGAGCCUUCAGAAGGGAGACCAGCUAAGUGCAUCUUGCCCAAGGAUCCUCACAAUGCAGAGACUAAUUUUUGACUUACCCUUGUGGGUUGUGGGGCUACGUGACUAAAUGACCUCUUGUGCCAAAAAACCCACCCCUGCAUAUUAAAACUCUCUAUGUUAGAAGCAAGAGAGUAGACCCAACGUUUUCCUUACCUUGCAAGCUUUUUGUGGACAGUGAUGUGAAGCAGCCAUUCAGAUCUGCUACUUGAAAAAAGGCAAGUUCCUAUAUUGUUCAAUUUAGGAGGAGGAGAUUAGCUUGAUGGUCUGUUAAUUUCCCAAAGAAGGGGAAGAAUGGAGCUUUUUCAGUUGCUGAGAGUGCAUUCAUAAGAACCUGAACCAUGGAAGACUUCCUGGGUUUGCAGUGCUAACGGUGUGAGUGGCCAAUGGGAAAAACAGACCAUUCCACCACCACCACCCCCGGCAUUCCAGCACCCAGGACAAACAUUGGUUGUACAACCUAAGUACAAGAGGGUCAGGCAGGAAGGCUUGAGGGAGUUUAGCCAUGCCAGCUAGGAAAUCCCUGGGGACAACCUACCUCUGAUUAUUAGUGCUGGUAAGAAACGUCAGGACUACCCACAGUUUCUGCACUUCUCUAGAGGUAUCUGGCCAGCUGCUGAAGGAGACAACAUGGAUCUUCUUAAACUCUUACUAAUGCGCUCCUGUUCUUUUCAGGGAAACGCCAGCAUCUUUUUUCUUUUUCUUUUUAAAUGAAGGCCAGUUUUCAUGUUAUAGGGUGGGUUGUUUUUUUUUUUUU
Python bivittatus (Burmese python) is the source of this 4364-nucleotide messenger RNA. It is a transcript of the gene LIMK1, whose product is annotated as LIM domain kinase 1. The record is from RefSeq and is a predicted model, not a curated record. Gene Ontology annotation, cellular component: nucleus; cytoplasm; neuron projection. NCBI's taxonomy places the organism in Eukaryota, Metazoa, Chordata, Lepidosauria, Squamata, Pythonidae. Gene Ontology annotation, biological process: actin cytoskeleton organization; positive regulation of stress fiber assembly; protein phosphorylation. Gene Ontology annotation, molecular function: protein serine/threonine kinase activity; ATP binding; protein binding.